Messenger RNA from Dermacentor silvarum, 11788 nucleotides. Its product is annotated as DNA-binding protein RFX2-like. Gene Ontology annotation, molecular function: DNA-binding transcription factor activity, RNA polymerase II-specific; RNA polymerase II cis-regulatory region sequence-specific DNA binding. Lineage: Eukaryota; Metazoa; Arthropoda; Arachnida; Ixodida; Ixodidae. The record is from RefSeq and is a predicted model, not a curated record. Gene Ontology annotation, biological process: regulation of transcription by RNA polymerase II.
CUGUGUUACGGCUGUUGGCAACUGUUGCCCUUGGAGUCAAACGCCAUAACUACGGAAGCUGGGAGGACCUAGUAACCUGUCAACAAAAAGACGGGAGAGAGUGGUGGCCCGAGGCGGCUUGAUGGAAGCUCAGGGUUUCAUCACGGAGAUGCAGCCACUGAGCUCGAGUCACGUCCAGCAGCCACAGAACUCGCCUCCGCAGGCCCAGGCAGUCGUCUCCCAGCCAGCGACCACCAUGCAAGCAGCCACCACGGCAGCCUCGCAACAGACCCAGGCGGUGGUUGUUGCCACGGCGACUGCUCAGCAUGUGGCCCCCUCGACAUCCCCACCGCAGACGAGUCCACAGGCGACAGUGGUCCAGGUAGCAACGACCAAUGGCACACCACACUUCAUCGCUGUUGCAGUGGCCGAUCCCGAUGGACAGACGCCCGGCACUGUGACCCUUCAGCCGACUUCUGCAGUGCACCCGACGUACGUCCAGUAUGUCGACAGCACUGGAGAUCCCAGCCUUUACACCGCCACUAACGGACAGAUGACGGGUUAUCCUGUGUACAGCGUCACAGACGCAGGGGCGAUGUACACCCCUGGCAAUGCUGCCUACUACAGCACCGCCAGCGGUACUGCGGUCACCUAUUCGCAGGCUCUGGAAGUGGCGGAAGUUUCCUUUCUAAGCUCGAAAACCGAUGACCAGCGCAAAGUGGUUGAGAUGAUGUCGGCCUACCCCGGAGACCAGUGUGUGGUGCAAACACUCCAGGAGGCAUCGCCCAUGCCUCUGGCCGCAGCUGCGGCUACGACUCCUGCCACUGCGCCCACUGUGGUUACGGCCACUGCAUCGGUUGGCAGCUCCUCCCAGCACUCGCCGUCAUCUAGUGGCGGCAGUGGGCAACACCAGAACAUACGCGACAUGGACAUCAUCCACGUGCAGUGGUUGAUUGACAACUACGAGACGGCGGAGGGGGUGUCGCUGCCGCGGAGCACGCUGUACAACCACUACCUGCGGCACUGCGGGGAACACAAGCUGGAACCCGUCAAUGCCGCUUCCUUUGGAAAGCUCAUCCGCUCCGUUUUCCUCGGCCUGCGCACACGACGACUCGGCACCCGGGGCAACUCCAAGUACCACUACUACGGCAUCCGGGUGAAGCCCAACUCGCCGCUCAACCAGAUCUCGGAGGAAGUGACCACCACUGCUCUGCGGCAGCAGUCGGCGACACAGGCCAAGAGAUUCCGGCUGAGCGGAACCAAGUCUGGCCUGUCUGACACGCCAGAGUCCGGCACCGGAGCAGGAGGAGGAGGAGGGGGUGCGGCCAUUCCGAGCCAAGGGCAGGCAGCCGACGCGCCGGGAGCCGCCACCACUGCGGCGCCACCCGUCGCAGCACAGCAGCCCUCGUCUGCCCAGCAGCACCUGCAGUUCCUGGGCGAUGCGUCUGCGGCCGUUCCCGUGCUGGCCGAGGUGGACUUCGGCGGCGGCCCCCUCCCGGAAGGGCUGGCCAAGAAGGACAUCGAGGCGUUCCGGCACCUAUACCAGGACCACUGCGAUGCCUUCUUGGAGGCUGUGAUGAACCUGCACUUUUCGACGGUGGAGUCCCUGUGGCAAGACCUGUGGGGAGGUGCCGGCAACGACUGUGGGGACCAGGAGAAAGGGCUGAGUCAGUCGAAGCUGCACCUGCUGUGUAAAUGCGAGGCUGUGCAGAAGUUUGUGCAGCAUGCCGACUACCAGUUCUACCAGAACCUGGUGGACGUCCUCAUCCCCGACGUCCUACGGCCCAUCCCCAGUUCCUUGACACAGGCCAUCCGGAAUUUCGCCAAGAGCCUCGAGGGAUGGCUCACCUCAGCCAUGCAAGGCUGUCCCGAGGACAUGGUCAAGAUCAAGAUCGGCGCUGUGAGUGCUUUUGCACAAACACUGCGGCGGUACACCUCGCUCAACCACCUGGCGCAAGCAGCACGGGCGGUGCUCCAGAAUUCAUCUCAGAUCAACCAGAUGCUCUCCGACCUCAACCGGGUCGACUUCCACAACGUCCAGGAGCAGGCAUCGUGGGUGUGCCAGUGUGAGGACAGCCUAGUGAGUCGGCUCGAGCAGGACUUCAAGCUGACGCUGCAGCAGCAGACCUCGCUCGAGCAGUGGGCUGCCUGGCUCGACAGUGUCGUUGGACAGGUGCUCGAGCCGUUCCGCGGCCGGCCCGAGUUUCCCCGGGCGGCCCGCCAGUUCCUGCUCAAGUGGUCCUUCUACAGUUCAAUGGUGAUCCGUGACCUAACGUUGCGGAGUGCGGCCAGCUUUGGGUCGUUCCACCUGAUCCGCCUCCUGUACGAUGAGUACAUGUUCUACCUGGUGGAACACCGAGUGUCUGAGGCCACGGGAAAGACACCCAUUGCCGUCAUGGGAGAGUUCCUGGGCUUGGGAGCCAAGGCAGCGUCAUGCGACGCCCUGAGCCCUGACGUAGUCGUUGAAAACGGUUCUUCGCCAUCCUCGUCUUCAACGAGCAACUGCUCCACGCGUCCGACCUCGGCAGGGUACAGCAUGAUUCUCGCCAAUGGCUGGCCGGCCACCAUCGUGAGUCAGGCUCCGAUGGCAGAAAGUGAAAGCACGGGUUCUCCGGUCAAGAAGUUGAAGAGCGUCUAGUCAAUGCCGGUCCUGUUGCGUGAGUGAAAGAACCGACUCUGAAUCUGGUUGGAGAAGACAGGCCUCCGGUGCUUUUCCUCUUGCCAGCUUCGCAUCCUUAGAGCAAGAGCUGCUGCGUUGCCGUGGUUGCCUCGUCUUCAACUUAAGAAGUGUGGCCAAGGUUGCGUUAUGGCUCCUCGACGAAGCGGGCCUUGUCAUCUAUGUGAAGCCUCACAUCCUUACUUACUGGUGAAAGAAAAGGAGACUCUUGGUUUUAUUAUCAAAAGGUGGUAAUGAAUUGAUACAGUAGUGUUGCAUCAUCAUCAUCAUCAUCGUGGUUCGUGAGAGAAGCAGGUUUCGUGCUAACACUCUGCACUUGCUGGCCAUUAUGUACUUAGACACAUCUCGGUCAGUUUAGUGGGACAGAAAGCAAAGGCAAGAAAGGCCUGCACACACGGUUGGGAAAGGCACUCUGCAGGCCCGAUCAAUUUCAUUGCCACAAGCAAAGUGUCUUAAAGACCUGGGGUAUUGGAUGUCAGCUACCUUUGAGACAUACGGUGUUAUUGCACAAAGUUGAGUGAUAUGUUGAAUGCCUCAGAGGAGAAGCUGUCGUAACCAGCUGGAAAAAAAUGAAAGGCAAAUCUUUUGGCCAGGGUAAAGUCACCAGAGAGCUGGACAUUGGCCAUUGCUCCUACUUCCCUCAAGUUUCAGUUUGUACACAAAAGCACUGGUCAAACUUCUUUUUUUUUUUUUUACCAGGCAAGCAGUCCUAAACAAAAGCAAGGACCAGACAGGACCAGGUGCUAUGCAUAUUGUCUCCUUACUUUCGAGUGGCUUUUUUUGGGGCUUCUUGCUCCAAAACAAAUGAACCCACGCGCCCAGAUUUGCAGUUGCUCUAUGGACCCCGAGGAAGCAUUGUGCAAGUACCCGUUACUGUUUGCACUGCUGCAAACUUGUGUGACAAAAAACGUGCCUCUGUCGUGACAGAAUAUAGACCUGACGCCUGUGUCCGUCUUUUCAUAUCCACAGCUAGUUCUUGUGGCCUUUGUCUCAUAUGCUGGCUUUGCACAGCCCCGGAAAUGUGCCGAGUGUUUGAUGACUUUGCUACGCACUCCCUUUGAUUUAUUAUGAGGAGACCUCUGAAAGCAUUGUUUCCAUCGACUCCAGGGUGUACUUCGAGAACUUAGGUAGGCGGACAGAGCUGUAACCCACUGCUGGGGCUCUUCCAAAUGGAUGAUUUUGAUACGGAUCUUGAGGAAAUGUUCAUCUCGAUUUGUUUCGUAUGGCGCACCAACAGGCGCAACAUUUGUAAAUAUUGAAAUGGCAGGUAGGAUAGUGUAUUUGAGAGGCACUGCAGCUGCACUCUGAAGUUGCUGUUACCCAAGCUUGCUGGUUUGAAGUGGUAGUCACAAAUACUGGCUUUUUCUAAGUCAUCCGGUCGGCUGCGGAUGCGGUUAGCCCACUGGCGGACGUAAGGAGGGCUUGUUUCAGUGUUAUUGUUUUUUCUGAAGUGCAUCACUUCUGCCGAGUAUAAUUAAGCUCUGAGGACAUUGGUGUUGGUCAAGUUGUUAUAGUCGCCAACAUUCAACACAAUAAUUGUGGCAGUGUUAUUUGUGACCUUGAAUGUCUACAAUAGCAGAGCAGGCCUUCUGCAGAGAUGUUGGUUGCAUCCUAGUCGUGCCCUACCUUUAAUUAAGGAGUACCUUUUUUACUUUGCUCGCAUUGCAUGACAAAAGUGCAGAUGAGAGCCCAUGGCCUUGAAUGUGUGGGAUGUACUAUCGCGUUCAAUAUAACCUGCAAAAGCACGAGCCGUGACCGUGGCUACGCUCUUGAGAAAGGAACAGAGAGGAUUACUCCAGGCUAGUAAUGUGCAUGGCCCCCUGCCUUCCGUCGUCUGCUUCGGAGAGUGAUCAAAGCAGAGAGAAGGCAAGGGGCUAUGUGCAUUGCUGAAAUAGCGAAACCUUCUCCGAUUUUUUUCUCAAGAGCGUUGCUGCAGCCAUGACUCGGGCUUUGCAUUUCAUAAUAAAUGCGAUACUACCUAAUUUAAUGUGCUAUAUUGAAAAACUCGAGUACUUCAUUGUGCCCAGUUUUUUAAGGCAGUGCCAUUUAUAGUACUAUCAUUUAAAUGACUUACGCGUUUAGUUGCCAAACAGUUGCCAUAUUUGUUUCAUCGCAGGGUGCAGCUUGAAAAUGGAAGGGUUUUUUUUUUUCGUGUAGGUAAUUUUUUUUUUUAAUCUUUGAACAUGGAGUCAACCAUGGUGUUUGCUAGAUUUAUUUGAAGGUUGAACCAAAUGAAGUGCUUUUUUUUUCGUGUAGGUAAUUUUUUUUUUUUUUAAUCUUUGAACAUGGAGUCAACCAUGGUGUUUGCUAGAUUUAUUUGAAGGUUGAACCAAAUGAAGUGCUUUCGGGCUUUGUGUGCCUUGGAUGUUUUGAAUUUGCCCGUGACAAGGAUUGCCUGUGCGCAUUAUUUCUUUGGAAUUGUCCAUCGCUGCUUUUGUUCAUCUUCGGUUGACCACGGUAAUGUUUUGACAGAAAUAUGUAAAAAAACAUUGGCACCAUGCAGUCGUGGAAGUGUGAAAUGCAAAUGGGCACAAUUCAAAACAGCAACAAAAUGGAAAUUGAGCUGAGGCAGUCCAUACGAACAUCACGUGAAAGACGGCUCUUUUUAAGAGACAGCCAACAGCGCUUCAGCUUAUGCCAGUCUUUUUUUGUGUUCUGACUGAAGAAUGUAGUGGACAGCAUGAUGUUACAUAUUAUCAGUGGUUUUGCAAAAUGGAUGAACUCGUCUAGUUUCAUUGGGUGCGUAAGGAUGUGCUCGUGUGUACUCCCUAGUUGAAGAAAAGGUGGUCCACGCUUUUUCAGGUUCUUACCUUACUUUGUAUAUUCUGCUAAACCUAAUGGUAGUGGGACAUCAAUUCUUUACCAAGAAUAGUAGAAUGUCAUCUACUGUAAAACAAGGAGCUGCUAAUGAGAGAUGUGUCAAGGGUACAGGAAAGCUAGAAGCACAGAUGUAGAAAUAUGCUAUCGUGUUCAGCAUGCGUUGCAAUAUGCUAGCUGUGACUGAAGCGGACUCCCCGAGUCAAGCUCGUGGCACCAUAGAGUUUCUUACAAUAUUACCUAGAGGGAAAUCUGGCGCCACUGUCUGAGUGUCCUAAGGGGCGCUGUGCUGUCGUGGGAAUGCAUGUGCAAGGCUUUUGUUGACCGAGGAAAGGCCUAAAACGUGGAUACGGCUGCACAGAUAAAGCUUUCCUAAUAUAAAAUCUUUUCAUUUAUCCGCAUUACAUUUUCAAUAAAGUUUUACUCACCUGCAGUGCAUAAUCAAAGGAUGAAAAGGAAGAAUAGACAACAAACUGUCACAAAGUGAGUGCGGACCUUGUCGUUUGUCCUCAAACUUUAGCUGGCCACUGAUACUUUUUACGUUUCGUAUAAUUGUACAUCCAAGCACAAGUCCUCAUGAUUGAAUAAAGCAUGUUUUUGUGUAAUAUUAAAGUUAAAACAGCUUUUUACUUGUUGUUUUAGUAGAAAAUUAACUAUUGUGACAAACGGUACGGUGCUAGCCAGGCACACCUUCAACGAGUUCUGGCUCUCCAAGGACGAUGUUAGUCUGAAGCCGGCACAUCCCGGCAUUCUCAGGAAUACAACUGCGUCGCAGCAGCAGUUUUUCCUGUAGGUAAUAGUGUAAGCUCUAUGGGUGGCAGUAACACAUGUUAAUGCAAAGCACAUUAACCUAACGAUGAGCAACACAAGAACAAGGUGAGAGCAGGAGCCAACGUUUCGACAAGUCCACUUGUCGAAACGUUGGCUCCUGCUCUCAUCUUGUUCUCGUGUUGCUCAUCGUCUUGAAUUUCCAUUGCCCGCAUUCCCCUGAUUAACCUAACGAGAAGUUCAACACUGAGCUGCUGCUCUGCAGUGGGCCAGUGAUUUAUCACAUCAGAAUUUAAGCACACGGCAUCUAAAAAUAGCAUGCGGUGGAAAGCAGUAGGGUUGAUGCACAUUGCUGGUACAGCCAAAUCUACAACUUUUUUUGUCGAUCACAUCACCUGCUAAUGGGCCCCUUGCCAGGUUUGGGCACUGCCAACAGACAAGCACAGUUAGUAAACCACGCCCUAAUGAUCGUGUCUGCAAAGUAUCAAACCGCAGCAUGACGGUUCGAUACUUUGAAAAUUUCUAACGAAAGCCCUUCCUCCCGAGAGAGCCCAGCUUCUCGCUGAAGAGUCGGGGUCGCACACAAGCGUCUCUACAUCAGACACACUGCCUGCAACGUUGCUGAUUAUGGCAUGUGACUUCAGUAAAUCGUCCAAUGUAGAAUGUGUAAAACCACCACUCGAACGGAGUGCACAGUGCCGUGAAAAAGGAAGAGACAUGAUACAGGAAGACGCAGACAAGAUGCAGUCUAUGGUAUGGGAGAAGGCAGGGAAGGAAUGUGACUUGCGGAUGCUAGUCGAGGCAAAGGAAAAGAGUGUCUAUGCUGACAGGGAAGCUUGCCUUCUGGCAGCAUGGCAACGUAACAUUUCAAUUUCACCCAUCGUCUCUAAUAAUGAACCAAUUUGAAAAAUUCUUGUCGUAACAUAUGCCCGUUAGGCCGCACCCUACAACUUCCAGUGUAUAACCAAAAUUUCCUGUGGUUUCUGGUGAGGGGCACUUUAACGCUUGCUUGCUGGAAAGAAGGCUCCGGGCACAGCUUGCUUGUUGCAACUCAUGACGAACAUUGACAGUGCCCACUUUUGAAUAGGCUGGUCUGGGUUGCAGACCAUCAUCUGGCAAAUUUGAGCACAUGUGAUGGCUGAGCCAUGCUCUGAUCACCGCCACAGGUGCUCUUGUCAAAGCAGGUGGAGUUGCUGUAGGACAUUCCACACUUAGUGCCGUACCUACUUAGGGACCAACUUAUGGCGCUUAAGUCUUAAGCAGUCUAUCACUGCUGUGUUUGGGUGAUGAAAGUGUGUGUUGAGAUAGCAGUAAUUUCUGGGCAUGUGUGCAGUAUGGCGGACAUUUUUUAGAGCAGACAAGUCCACAUCUGUGAUAAGCCUGGGUGUAAUGUUAUGUAUGAUUUGCAACCGCCACAAUCUGUGCUGAAAGUGACCUAGUGUUCGUGCAAUGCCCAUACAAAUUGCAGUUUACAUUUUUAAGAGCUGUGCUUAUGAGCACUGCAUUUUGUUGCCUGUUUUAAGAAAAAGCUGAAAGGUUGCGCGAUUUCUUCAGGGCCAACUUCUUAUAUGCAGCCUGCUAUAUGCAUUGUUUGGUGCCCUAAUAGAUUCAGGGACUUUCUUUCCUGAAGUCUAUCCAGGAUGCGAUGCUACUGUGGCAGAUUUGUCUGAAGCACUGAAUACAUGACAUUGGUAAAUAUUAGUUUUCAUCUCUGACCAAGCAGUCUUAAUGUUCAGGUCUCAAGCACCUGCUACUUAUAGCUUAGGUUUUGUUUAGUUUUUUCUUUUCAUGGAAUCGUGUUAGUUCUAAAUACUAAUGUGGCUGUGUUGUUCUAAGCGCAGAGCAUUAACACUGAGCCAGAAGUUUUAAUUAGUGCAUUACAUUUCUUUAGCUAUCACAUCUUCCUUGUUCUUUCAUUGUUGUGGGUUGAAUAAGAAGGACAUCAUGGCCGUGCAAAAAUAAGAGAGUGUUGCCUGACCAGAGGACCUUUUAAAGGCUUUAGUUUGUGUGUUAACAAUGGCACGGAGUGUUUUUUUUUUUUUUUGUGACAUGGCUCCUGUCCAUGAAUACUUGUCGCACAUAAAAACAGGUGCAUUCCUAGUCAGUGCUGUCACAAACACGGAUCGCUGUCACACCCAGAGUGAGCACGCGUGAAAGGAUGAUUGAUGCCUUAGCUGCAUGUGUCGCGCUUCAUUGCGCGCAUUCUGUACAGUCGCUAGAUCAGGGCAUGAUUUCCUCAUGGCGUGCAGCGGAGUGCGAAUGUCCUUGCACGUGUGGAUUGGGCAAAGGUAUGUGCCGGCAACUUCAUCAGCACAUCAUGUAGCAUAAUUACCCAACUCGCACCUACGUGUCUAAGCAUGUCUGUUUCCAUCGUCACAUCGCACCUGCUUCCUGAGAAAGAGACACCAAAAGUGAGGCAUGUGAAAUGGCAAUGGGUUCAAGGAAAGUUUUAUUCUUUGUCAUGCUAUAACAAAGCUGCAUCCCAUAUAAAUAUGCUGUCAAUGCGCCCCCGAAUCUAAUGCGCGCCUAAUUUUCGGGGGUUUAAAGCGAGAAAAGAAAAGUGCACCUGAAUGUAACGUGCUGCCGAUUCAUAAAAGUAAAAUAUACCAUGGCCCCCACAUUUGUGAUCAGAAAAAGGGGAGAUGUGCAGGGUUUACCCUCACAAGCAGGAAUUUCUUUAAUGUGCUUUCAUAAUGAAAGCAGCUCAGUGUUGUUGCCAUUUGCGCUUCAUUGGCCACAGAAAUCAAGCACACAGGGGCGGUAUUCUCAAGCGGUCAUUUUUAGAGUUGCUAAUAUCACUUUCGCAAAACUCUGCAUCGGACUCGUAGACGUAUAUCACCAGCAGCGAUUAUGAAACUUGAUCUGCAACUGGUUUUCUUCAAUUUGGGGCUCAAAGUCACGUGUCUUAACUGUUUUUAGCCAGGAAUAGCUACCUGAUAGUCAACAUGAUUUUAUAUCUUGGCGUACUUUCGAAUUCAAUAACUAUCCACCAGCACACAUUGAGGCUGCGGGAAGUUGGAAGUGGGACCCACCUCCAAUGUUUUGCUUUGUUUUGAGCUUGCCAAGCAUCUUCUGACGGCGCUGGUAGGCUAAACUUAUUUGUUUUCAUGCGCCCAUUUAAGACAAUGAAAGUGACGUAAAUGAGCAGCAAUGCUUAUCCAAAUUUUUCUUCAUUGCCGCAUGCUUUUUGUAAUGGCAGCAUCAAACCACCACUAUCGCACCAGAACUAUAAGCGUUGGGCUUUUUCAUCUAGAAAGCAUCGGCCCUAUGCUCGGGGCACAACACACAACCUACAGUAAGGCGGCCAUCAAGCAUUGACUCGAUACGAGAGUGCCAAUAGCAGCAUUGUGAGCCCACACGACGAUGUAAUUCAGAUGCAUUGUGUAUGAAUUUGGUCCAGCAGUGUUAUUUCAGCAGUGUUAUUUCAGCAGUGCUUUUGAUGCCUCAUUGGCUGGGAUUUGAGCAGACUAAAGAUCCACAGGAUACACGAAAUUAAAGUUGGAGAAACGUAUGCCUGGAGCGUCUUGAAUGGAAAAGUUGGUGCAGGUGCAAUUACGACUACCCGAUUGGCGAAAUACACUGGCAUCACGAUUGCAUCAUGUGAACCACGUUUACUACAUUUGUAAGGCUUUAUUUUUGGUGUCUCUUUCCCUCAAUGUGUAGCUUGUUCACAAGAAGCACGCUUUUGUGCGCCGGUUUAUCAGGUUUUGGAACGGUGCGCCCUUUGAUAAAGAAGAAAGCAUACAGAGUCUAGUCAUUGCUAAGGUAUGAUUUAUAUGAUGUGCCUGCAUUAAUGAAGAAUCAACUUUUCUUUUAAUGUACAGUAUGAUAUGCAGGGUCUUAUUGAGAAAACAUGUUUGAUAACAUGCUCUUGUGUAAUGUGACUGUUACUUGGAGAAUGUGCAAAUUUUGUGCAUGCUUACAUGUCUAUGUGCUCAGUUCAGCCAGACUGUUCUUGUGGCACUGUCGCCUGUCUUUUUCAUGGUGCCUACAGGAGAGUCGUGCACUUACUGGCAUGUGCUUUUAUCGUCCAGUAUUCUCUGUAGUGACAGUUCACAAUGCAGUCGCUCCACACAACUUUACAAUUCGUAUUGUUGCUCAUGUCUUCAUUUGAUCAUCUUUUUCAUGUACCGUCUGCAAAUUAUUAUUGCAUAUGUGAAGCCUACAAUUGUUGCAGAAGAGAGAAGAGCUUGUGCCUCACCAACAUAGAUUUCAGGCCAAGGUUGGUUAGGGAGCUGUUAACUGACCCCAACAUGUACUCUAUCUAUCAACAUGUAGCAAGGUUUUGUGAAACAUGAAACUCUUGAAAGACUUGCGGCUUUUGAACAUGUCUCGACUAGGAAACUACAGACUCUUCUUUAGGCCAUUGGACAUCGUAGUGAGGCAACGAACAGGAUGGAAUGAAAUGGUUAGGAGAACAAGAAAAAUGGCUUCAAUCUACUGCAGAUGUUGCAAUGAGGUUGUUCUGUUUUUGUGCGAUACUCUUUAAGAUGGUUUGGCCUUGGCGGAUACACAAUUUCUGCAUUGGAACUUGCAACGUUCCCUCCAUUCUGUUUUAAGUGUGAGAAAAAAAGUGUGCCCCGGUUUGGUGGCCGAAAAUUGAGAAAUGUAUAUGUACGUUUUCAUUGUGCAGGAAAUGUGAGCGCUUGGUCAGCUUGUGAAUUUCCUUGCGGCCAUUAACCGCUUUGAUAAAGCCAAAUCCUGCUUUUAUAGCACAUUAGCGAUCGUCUCUGUCAUCAUUUCAGUUGUGUUCUGAUCUAUUGUUGCAGCAACAUCAAACGAUUUCUAUUGCUUUUGUCAAGCGGUACGUAACCUUGUGAGAGAACAUUUAGGGCUCAUCCUGGACUUGGUGUUCACCAUUGUUGAGAUUCCUUGCAUCUGGUCGCUGGUUUUAGUAUCGGACCGCAUUUCAAAUGUGAAUACAGCCUGUGUACUGUGGGGUGGCUGUAUUUCGAUUGGCAUGGAAUAAAAAUGUUCAGAGUUUGGUGGGUAAUAACAAAGCCAGUGUGGCCAACUUAAUGUGUCCCUUAUUUCCUGCAACAUUUAACUCCAUCAUUGAGUCAUAACUCAUUUAUGAUAAGUCGCCACGAUUGCCACUUCAUGGAAUUUCUUUUGCGGCCCGGGCAAGCUUGUUUCCUAGGAAUGACGCUCGCUUGCUGACCAAAGGGAAUUGGCCGAGAAGCGGGUGGUUUGGAAAGUGUUUUAGUGAAACUAUUAUUCAAUAAUAUGAUUCAUUUAGAGCUAUGUCAAGGCGAUUGUGUGCAGUCCACAUGUUCAUUUUCGUUAUCUUUUUCCUUUUUCUUUUGAAUGCAAAGAUAAGUUCUAUUUUGACUGAUGCGAUCUAAGUGUGUUGCUCUUUCUAACCUGUAUUUCCAUACAUUUUUUUUUCUCUCUCGUGGCCAAAGUCAAGCCCAUUACCAUUAUUAUUUAUAGUGCUUUGUGUGAAUGUAUAGAGAACAUUGCAAGAACUACACUUUUUGUUGCACUUGUUUUGUGUGUGUGCAUGUGUGAAUAAAAGACACUAAAGGAUUUGACGCUGAAACCGAA